AACUGAAUUUGCAUUCAAUGUGAAGAUUGGCAUCAAUUCAGAACAAAUGGAGACGUGAUGUAUGUGUGACCCAAACGAGUGGAUGCCGUGAAUGAGUGGACAUCGCAUUGAAUAUCAUUGACUGGAAGUGCUAUUCAUAUGAUAUCAGAGUAAUGAGUGGUGAGGGAAGUGAUAGUGAAGAACCCAUUGUUGUGAACAACAAGUUUGCAAACGAUGGAUCAUUCCUCGAGUUGUUUAAACAGAUGCAGAGGAAUAGCCAUCAGUUGAACACCAAUGACACCAAUGAUGACAACUGUGACCACAAAACCACUGCUAAUACAAACGACAAGUGUUUGUCUUCAGCCGAAGAUAACAAAGACUGUGACAAAGACACGACUACUGAAGACACGACACCGACCACAACGACCACCACUUCGAGCACAUCUCGUAAGCCUGUGGUGAAUCCAAAUAAGAGACGUCCGAAGACUUUGAAGACGGGUCUCAUUAAGAAGCCGAAGACAGACGACUCGGAUGGAGAGGAGGGCGAGGGUCAGCCCACAGACGCCUGGAAUCGGUAUAUGAGAGAAGUCCGCAAAUAUAAGGAGAAGUAUGGGGACGACAACGACAAGAAUAGACCUCUCGUCAAAUAGUUGGCAUCCCUUCCCACUCAUGCCCUCAUCCCUGGCCUCCAACCCCACCAUUCGUUGACUAUAACCACAAUUUGUGAGCAAUUCAAUGAAAAUGAAUUGUAAACUAAAUCUGUUUUAAGUUUAUAUUUAUUAAAACACAUAAUUUGUGAUCCAAUGAAUGAAUGCAUUUGCGAUUCUCUGUAUAAAACUCUUUAUUUAAAACAAACCAACAUUUUGUUAAUUAUUUAAUAAAAUAUGAAUUUCAAGUUUU
Molecule: messenger RNA, 879 nt
Organism: Oppiella nova
Lineage: Eukaryota; Metazoa; Arthropoda; Arachnida; Sarcoptiformes; Oppiidae
Source: the annotation of a GenBank genome assembly